Messenger RNA from Micromonas commoda, 1399 nucleotides. RefSeq lists its product with no specific name. Bases 23 to 1384 code for a protein of 453 amino acids. Gene Ontology annotation, biological process: peptidyl-lysine monomethylation. The transcript has a single exon. Gene Ontology annotation, molecular function: protein binding; protein-lysine N-methyltransferase activity. The record is from RefSeq and is a predicted model, not a curated record. NCBI's taxonomy places the organism in Eukaryota, Viridiplantae, Chlorophyta, Mamiellophyceae, Mamiellales, Mamiellaceae.
CAGGCCCGGGCGCGUUCUGUCCAUGUCCGCGACUAGGGUCUGCUUUACGGGCACGUGCCCCCGAGCAUCUCCCGGAGGCACCAGGCGUUUGAAUCGGCGCAAUCGGCAGAGCAAGCGAGGAAGUUUCGCUCGUGCUUCAACAUCGACAACUGACAUCGCCGAAUGGUUGGUCGCCAACGGAGGCGAGUGCUCUGCGGUUCGCGCGGGCGUCGGUUCCCGCGGCCGAGGUCUGUUCGCCGCGCGGAACUUACGAGCGGGCGAGUCAAUUGUCAGGAUCCCCUUGAAAGCAUGCAUCACCGAUAUCGCCUCACCAAAUCCCUAUCCGGGUUGCCCGUACAGCGUCACGCUCGCCGCGGCGAUCCUGACCGAGAGGGACGCCGGCUCAUCGUCGCGAUGGGCGCAGUACGUCGCCAGCCUUCCCAAAGAGGUGGUCGGUUACGCCAACUGUGACGAAGCGCUCGUCGGCGAUGAGGAUGUCAUCCGUGCUGCCGUCGGCGGCGACGACGCCUUGGUUGACGAGCUUCAGACGUACGCCUCGCUCGUCAUCGGUUCUCACGCGGCAAUCGUUCAGCGGGGCUGGAACUCCAGGGAUUGGACAUGGGCGAUGUCUCAGGUGCACAGCAGGACUUUUCGGGUCGAUCUGGAAGUUCCCGCGGCGCAUGGAGCGAGAGUCGGUAACGACGGGAAUCGAGAACGCACAGUUCGGCUGCUCGCGCCGUUCGCCGACCUCCUCAACCACGACAGCGACCAAAACGAGGUGUGCUGCGAGUGGGGCGUGGAACAACGCGCGGUCGGGAACGAGCUCGGUUCAGACUUGUCGAACGGAGUCGAUUUCGUCGUCAAGGCGUCUAGGGAUAUUCAAGAGGGGAGCGAGGCGCUCGUGUCGUACGGCGAGCGGUCGGAUCCUCACUUCUUCAUGUACUACGGUUUCCUCCCGAAGAUAAACCCGUUUAACCGUGCGCCGUUGUUUCGCACGCUGCGGGAGGCUUCGCGAUGGUACGCGCGACUGUGCGGAGACCCGAAUGAAAACGAUGAGGCUCGCGUGCGAACGAGAGCUGACGUAGUCGCAGAGAUUGAUCCAAUUGAUGGGGACGUCGGAGGAGUGUGUGGGAUUGUGGACGGCGCGGCGGCGGCGACGGCGAGGGAGGCGGCUGCCCUCGAAGUGGGCGAGAAUGCCACAGUCGACGACAGACUCUUGAGGUUGUUUCAUGUUUUGAGCGGAGAGGAAGAAGUCGCCGUCGCGGCGGCACGCGUUCGCGCCGCUGAAGUUCUCAGCGCGAUGAACGAGGUCGACGCGAGUCGAGACGAACCAUCUUCAGAGGCUGACGCGCUCGCGGCAAGUUUUAGAGAACGCCGCCGAGCUUUGCUACGCGACGUCGUGUAAUAUGUUUGUGUCAUC